AUGCCUUCUCAGACUUCCACUCUCUACUUCCUCACCCUGGCCCUUGCUGCCACAACCUCAGCCAUCGCUAUCCCAGUCAGGGCUAUUCCCACCACUACUGGCAUUACCCCCACUCCUACUAUCAGUUCAGUCGUCAGCAGCUCCUCUACAAUCGCCGUUGCUGCACCCUCUUCUUCGGACAACGUCCCAUCUGAGGCAAUGAACUGGGACUGGGCAGCAACCGCCCUCGACCUCAUGAAGUCGAACAUCAAGGGCAAGGAAGACGGUUCCAACAUCAAAGAAGAGGAGAACGUUUCUGCUCCCUCUUCCGUUGAAGCCCCGGCUCUGGUUGUUCCAACCAUAAGUAACACCUUCAGCACCCUGGUCACUCCAGCACCCAGCAGCUCCGCCAUCGCCGCACCCACACUCACUCUCACCCACGACACCGCAGCCAAGGCCAUCCCAACCGAAGAGGCCGUGGCCUGGAACUGGGCCCUCCCGGCCCUCAAGCUCAUUGAGAGCCGCGAGCUCGGAGACUCGACAUCCUUCGCCAACCGCCGCACAGGUGACAGAGCCGACAAGGUGGACAGCUCCGACCUCGUCGAGGACAAGAUUGAGCAAGAUUCCGAGCAUGUUCAGCUCGAUGAGGCCGCAAAGGAGAGCAUUAAACAAGCCGAACCUCCUUCCCUGCCGCUGCAGACCGCUAGCCCUAGCGUGGAGGAGCGAGUAGAGCCUACUAAAGUCAAGGCUGACUUCACCAUCCAAACCGAGACCCGUCUCUUCGAGACCAUUGCGACUCCGGCUGUCGAGACUCGCGCUUCAACACCUAUGACGAUGGAGGCUUGA
Molecule: messenger RNA, 825 nt
Organism: Colletotrichum paranaense
Lineage: Eukaryota; Fungi; Ascomycota; Sordariomycetes; Glomerellales; Glomerellaceae
Exons: 1
Coding region: 1-825 (274 amino acids)
Source: RefSeq, a predicted model, not a curated record